This is a messenger RNA of Lacerta agilis (Sand lizard), 1426 nucleotides long. Its product is annotated as alpha-1D adrenergic receptor-like. Gene Ontology annotation, cellular component: membrane. The transcript is spliced from 2 exons. NCBI's taxonomy places the organism in Eukaryota, Metazoa, Chordata, Lepidosauria, Squamata, Lacertidae. Bases 377 to 1426 code for a protein of 349 amino acids. Gene Ontology annotation, molecular function: alpha1-adrenergic receptor activity. Gene Ontology annotation, biological process: adenylate cyclase-activating adrenergic receptor signaling pathway; phospholipase C-activating G protein-coupled receptor signaling pathway; cell-cell signaling. The record is from RefSeq and is a predicted model, not a curated record.
GUUCCUUGAAAUCCAGCACCGUUGCAAGAGGAUUUUGCUGCUCGUGCGUGUGUGCAUGAAGUGAGAAGAGUAGGGACACAACAGCAUCCCUGGUGGCGUGCAGUGACGUGGAGAGAGGUCCACCUUUGCAGGAAACGAUGGUGUAAAAAAAAAAAAAAGGAUUGCAGAGGAGGAGAGAUAUAAGUGGGAGGAAACUCUUCGUGUGCAAAAAGAGAGACUUUUUUUCUCUCUCUUGGGAGUGUGGAGUUCAAAAUCCUUAUAGGUGAUUCUGGUGGUGGUACCAGGGAGAGAGUGAGCCAUGCCUGUUGCUCAUCUCCUUGGCAUCUCCAUCACGCUCAACCCAUCUCCCAUGGAGACUGGCCCUUUUUGAAAAAGUAUGACUUUCCCUGACCGGAUUAAUGCCAGCUUGAAUGGGAACCACACGGGAGAAGAAACCGAGGGGGUCAAUGGGUCCUGGGCAGGGGGGGAUGUUGACCCCGACAACAGCACCUCCUUGGCACUGAGGUUGACCUUGCAGUCGGUGGGCGUGGGGGUCUUCCUCGCCCUCUUCAUCCUCUCGGCCAUCGUGGGCAAUAUCCUGGUCAUCCUCUCGGUAGCCUGCAACCGUCAGUUGCAGACGGUGACCAACUACUUCAUCAUCAACUUGGCCAUCGCUGACCUGCUGCUCAGCACCACUGUCCUGCCCUUCUCGGCCACCUUGGAAGUUCUGGACCUGUGGAUCUUUGGCCGCAUCUUCUGCGACAUCUGGGCGGCGGUAGACGUCCUCUGCUGUACCGCCUCCAUCAUGAGCCUGUGCAUCAUCUCUGUGGAUCGGUACAUCGGGGUCAAAUACUCGCUCAAGUACCCCACCAUUAUGACCGAGAAGAAGGCGGUCAUCAUCCUAGUGGUGGUCUGGCUCUCUUCCAUGGUCAUCUCCAUUGGGCCCCUCUUGGGCUGGAAGGAGGAGCCGCCCGAAAAUGACGAAACCUGCAGCAUCACAAUGGAGCCGGGCUACGCCAUCUUCUCUUCGCUCUUCUCCUUCUACUUGCCACUCAUGGUCAUCCUGGUGAUGUACUUCAACAUCUACGUGGUGGCAAGGAGGACCACCAAGAGCUUGGAGGCUGGGGUCAAGAGAGAGCGUGGGAAGUCCAUGGAAGUGGUGCUCAGAAUCCACUGCCGCAGUGUCCUCGAGGACUCCCUAGCUGCCAGCACCAAGGGCAAAGGGCACACCUUCAGGAGCUCUCUCUCAGUGCGCCUCUUGAAGUUCUCCAGGGAGAAGAAAGCGGCCAAAACUCUUGCGAUCGUUGUUGGGGUUUUCAUCCUCUGCUGGCUGCCUUUCUUUUUCGUGCUGUCUUUUGGUAAGUGCUUCUCUUCUCUUCAGCCUGAUAGCUGGAUGGCCAGGAAAUGCCAGCUCAGCAAGGAUAAGGUGGUGCAAGUAGCCCAGUAA